GAGCGCUCUGUGGACGUUACCGCUACAUCACACUGUUAUCACAGAGCGGGACACACAGACAACCUCCAUGAAAGGACCGUCCCCCCCCUGCUGCUGCUGCUGCUGCUGCUGCAACUGCAACAAUAAAUAAAACACUCCCAACAACUCGAGGAGCUACCUGAAACACCGAACAGGAGGCAUUUGGAGGUUUUUUUUGCGUCUGGUGUUGUAUCCUGCUCGGUGGUUCGCUUUGCAUGGCUCUUCGCAGGGAUGCCAUGAAAAUCAGACCGGCCGACUGAGAGAGACCGCUGCUGCUCCUCGCUUUUCACGGACACGGCGGCGGCGGGCGGCGGGCGGUGGGAGUGGAGGUGGAGGACGAUGGAUUCCGGUAGAAAGAUCCACAUUAGGUAGCGGGCGACGAAGAUCCACGGAGAGCUGAACGUCUCUGCUGCACAGUGAAGCCGUCUGAAAAAGAUGGAUUUCAGCCUGCUCCGGAGAAUCAUCAGCAGAUACUGUGUGGGGGAGGAGAUCUGGGUGGACAGCCGGACGGUGUACAUCGGGCAUAAAGAACCCCCGCCGGGAGCCGAGGCCUACAUCCCUCAGCGUUACCCCGACAACCGCAUCGUCUCCUCCAAGUACACCUUCUGGAACUUUGUGCCCAAGAAUCUAUUCGAGCAGUUCAGAAGAAUAGCAAACUUCUACUUCCUGGUCAUAUUUCUGGUCCAGCUCAUCAUCGACACCCCCACCAGCCCCGUCACCAGCGGCCUGCCUCUCUUCUUUGUUAUCACCGUCACCGCCAUAAAACAGGGCUAUGAGGACUGGCUCAGGCACAAGGCUGACUGUUCUAUAAACGAGUGUCCGGUGGACGUGGUGCAGCAGGGGAAGGUGGCGAGGACGCAGAGUCACAAGCUACGGGUGGGGGACGUCGUCAUCGUGAGGGAGGACGAGACUUUCCCCUGCGACCUCAUCCUGCUCUCGUCCAGCCGCCAUGACGGGACCUGCUACGUCACCACUGCCAGCCUGGACGGGGAGUCGAGUCACAAGACCUAUUAUGCUGUACCUGAUACCAUGGCCUUUAGAACAGAGCAGGAGGUGGACUCGCUACAUGCCACGAUUGAAUGUGAACAACCGCAGCCUGACCUCUACAAAUUUGUGGGACGCAUCAAUAUUUACAAGGACAACGAGGAGCCUGUGGCGAGACCGCUUGGGGCUGAAAACUUGCUCCUUAGAGGAGCGACACUGAAGAACACGCAACAUAUUUAUGCUGUUGCAGUCUACACUGGUAUGGAGACCAAAAUGGCGCUUAAUUACCAGUCUAAAUCUCAGAAGCGCUCCGCUGUAGAAAAGUCGAUGAACGCCUUCCUCAUAGUGUAUCUGUGCAUCCUGAUCAGUAAAGCGGUCAUCAACACCGUUCUGAAAUACGCCUGGCAGUGGUCCCCCGACAGAGACGAGCCCUGGUACAACCACAGGACCGAGAACGAGCGGCAGCGCCACGUGGUGAUCCGAGCGUUCACAGACUUCCUGGCCUUCAUGGUCUUGUUUAAUUACAUCAUCCCGGUGUCCAUGUACGUGACGGUGGAGAUGCAGAAAUUCCUCGGCUCUUAUUUCAUCACGUGGGACGAGGAAAUGUUCGACGAGGAGCUGGGAGAGGGAGCUCAGGUUAACACCUCCGACCUUAACGAAGAGCUGGGACAGGUGGAGUAUGUGUUCACUGAUAAGACCGGCACUCUGACAGAGAACAACAUGGAGUUUAUUGAGUGCUGUGUCGAUGGAAAUGUCUACAUCCCACAUGCCAUCUGCAACGGCCAAAUCCUCAGCGCUGCCUCCAGUAUAGACAUGAUUGAUUCUUCACCUGGAGGAUACAGGAGAGAACACGAGGAUCUGUUUUUCCGGGCGCUGUGUCUGUGCCACACGGUGCAGGUGAAGGAGGAGGAGACGGUGGAUGGCAUCAAAAGAGGCAUCCACCAGGGCCGGCCCACCUCCUUCUACAUCUCCUCCUCGCCGGAUGAGGUGGCGUUGGUGGAGGGAAUGAAAAGACUGGGCUACACCUAUCUGAGGCUGAGAGACAACUACAUGGAGAUCCUCAACAAAGAUGAUGAGAUUGAGAGGUUCGAGCUUCUCCACGUGCUGAACUUCGACUCUGUCAGGAGGAGAAUGAGCGUCAUAGUCAAAUCGAGCUCAGGAGAAUACCUGCUGUUCUGUAAGGGAGCAGACUCGUCCAUUUUUCCUCGGGUGGUGUCGGGGAAGGUGGAGCAGGUGAAAGCCCGGGUGGAGCAGAAUGCUGUAGAGGGGCUGAGGACUCUAUGUGUCGCCUAUCGUCGGCUGUCGGAGCCCGAGUACCAGGAGGUCUGUCAUCGCCUGAACGACGCCAAGCUGGCCCUGCAGGACAGGGAGCAGAGACUGGCACAGGCCUAUGACGUCAUCGAGAGGGACUUUGUGCUUCUGGGCGCUACGGCAGUGGAGGACAGGCUCCAGGAGAAAGCCGCCGACACCAUCGAGUCGCUGCACAAGGCGGGCAUGAAAGUGUGGGUCCUGACGGGCGACAAGAUGGAGACGGCGGCCGCCACCUGCUACGCCAGUAAGCUGUUCCGCCGCACGACCCAGAUCCUGGAGCUGACCAAGAAACGCACGGAGGAGCAGAGUCUGCACGACGUGCUCUUUGAGCUGAACAGGACGGUGCUCAGGCAACGCUCCAUUUCAGGGUUGUCAGUAGACUGCCUUGAUUUCGGUCUGAUCAUCGACGGGGCCACUCUGUCGGCAGUACUGAGGCCCAACCAGGACGGCCCCGGGUCGGGGAACUACAGAGAGAUCUUUCUGGAGAUCUGCCGCAACUGUAGCGCCGUGCUCUGCUGUCGCAUGGCUCCGCUGCAGAAAGCACAGAUUGUGAAGCUAAUUAAAGCCUCUAAGGAGCACCCAAUCACCCUCGCCAUCGGGGAUGGCGCCAACGAUGUCAGCAUGAUCUUGGAAGCGCAUGUGGGCAUUGGCAUUAUGGGUAAAGAGGGCCGACAGGCAGCGAGGAACAGUGACUACGCCAUCCCAAAGUUUAAACACCUGAAGAAGAUGCUCCUCGUUCACGGCCACUAUUAUUACAUCCGAAUAGCUGAACUUGUUCAGUACUUCUUCUACAAGAAUGUAUGCUUCAUCUUCCCUCAGUUCCUCUACCAGUUCUUCUGCGGGUUCUCCCAGCAGCCUCUGUACGACACCGCCUAUUUGACGUUGUACAACAUCAGCUUCACCUCACUCCCCAUCCUUCUGUACAGCCUGGUUGAGCAGCACCUCACCAUGGACACGCUGAAGAGAGAUCCCUCCCUGUACAGGGAUAUAGCAAAGAAUUCUCUCCUCCGCUGGCCGGUCUUCCUCUAUUGGACGUGCCUCGGUGUGUUCGACGCUGUAAUCUUCUUCUUCGGUGCCUACUUUCUGUUUGACAACACCACCUUCACCAGCAACGGCCAGCUUAUGACCACCAACACACAGAUGAUGUUUGGGAAUUGGACCUUUGGGACUCUCGUCUUCACUGUGCUGGUGUUCACCGUCACGCUCAAGCUUGCCUUGGACACACACCACUGGACCUGGAUCAAUCACUUUGUCAUCUGGGGGUCACUGCUUUUCUACGUUAUUUUCUCUCUUCUCUGGGGAGGCAUCAUUUGGCCCUUCCUGAACUACCAGAGGAUGUACUACGUGUUCAUGCAGAUGCUGUCGAGCGGCCCGGCCUGGCUCAGCAUCAUCCUGCUCAUCACAGUCAGCCUGCUGCCAGAUGUCAUCAAGAAGGUCCUCUGCAGGGCCCUUUGUCCCACAGCCACCGAACGUGCACAGGAUCAGGAGAAGCUGUCUCGGGGUGGCGUGGCAGAGCUGACUCCACUGUCCUCUUGUCGGCCCUGCAGAGGGGCGAGCCCGGACUCCUCCCGGCUCCACCUCGGCCCCGUGGAGGUGCUGUCGCUCCGCAGAUCUGAUCCCCUUCCCCGGAAACUCCUCGCCCACUUGGCAGAAGGGGGAGGGGCGGAUUUGUGCUCGCUCAGCCCUUACGUGGUCCGUCUGUCAGGCGCGGGAUUCGCCUACUACGCUCCGGGGCCGGAGACCUCGGUGUGAAGAACGCGGACCCUGAAACUUUGUGUGUGUUGUGUGGGCUGAAACAGAAAGUGUGAACACCUCAACGAGCAAAUGGGGUCGAGAGAGCAAAAUACAAAUAGCAUCAUCACCAUGUGCAUUUUCUGGACCACACGUGUGGAAACCCUUUAGAGAUUUUAGCACUGACACCUAACCUUCACCUCUUUUUGUUUCAGUGUAGCCCCCCCGUCCGUGUGUCUCAUUAAGUUCCUACCCAAACUCUUACUUGAAAAAGUCUAAGAACAAAAGGGGAACCAUGUGCGCCGGGUGCAUCGUUUCAUGCACUUUGGAACUACUCCUCAUUCUCCCAUCUCUCAUUCUUGCCUGUUCCUUCACUGUUUGUGUCCCUUUUUUUUUGCUCCUUUGUAAAAAAAAAAAAAAAAAAAAAUGGUUGUAGAAAAAAACAUUCAUGUACAGUUUGUGGUCUGGCCAAGUAAAAGGGGGCGGCAUUCGAAGCUCCGCCCCUUUUAGGUGUGCGUGCGAGUGCAUGUGCGAGAGAGUGUGUGCAUGAUAUUUGCCUGUUUUCUGUAUGUUUGUAUUUGACACAACUUUGCCUUACAGGUAACCACUCAGCAGCAGGCUACGAGCCAAAGGAAAAAAGGUGUUAAAAAAAAAAAAAAAAUGUAGUGGUGUAUUACCAAGCCUUACACUUACACACACACCGAUUGGCUGAAAAGGAAGAAACAGCAGAAAAUGCAGAAGGGGAAUGUGCAGUAUUCUAGCCGCCCUGCCUUAAUUCAUAAAUGCUCAUUUUUUUGUGUGGAUUAUAUUAGUAGGAGAGAUCAUUCAGAGGGCAUACAUGUCUGGUACAGUGUGUCUAUUAUUCUUCUCCUUUCACUCACGAUUGUGUCGAUGUCUGUUUUUCCUUAUCUGCCCGUGAAAAGCAUGUCAUAUCUCUCUGCUGCAUGCUGAUCUGCUCCCCUCUCGCUCUGUUCUUCCUUUAUCCUCCAUCGUCCCAGACAUCAUUCAUCAUAAAAAAAAUCACACCACGACACCUUUUUCCUUUCUCCUACCAACACGCACGCUGUACCCUCUGCUGCCCUCAAGUGGCCGUGCAGGGUAACUGCAGCUGUCUUUUAUUUAUUGAUGCCCUGACUUUGCUUUUUCCUAUUUGCAUUGUGCUUCUGUGUUUGCUGCCAUGCACUGUGUUAUGCAAAAAAAAAAAAAAAAGUCAAACUAAGAAUGUCAUGUCACAUUUUAAGAGUUUUUACUUUGUGGUGCAUUAAUCCAUACGUUUUUUUCUGCGUUGUUCUAAAGUUAUUGAUGGCGGUCUCUGUUGAUGUAUGGAUGUAACUUAAAAAUGUUAAAUAUUUUCUAGUGAGGAGGGUUGUUAUAUUAUUAUUAUUAUUUCUAGUAUAAGAGUCUGUAAGUAGGAGGGAGACUUGUAUCAGCGAUGUUACAAUCAAAUCAACAGAAUGUAGAAGUGAUUUUUUUUCCAUCAUGUCCUCCAGCUUACGAUUGUAGCUCAUUAUGGAGGAACGUCUUUUUCUGCAUUUCUUACAUCUGAUGUCCAGUUUGUCCAAAGCAUAUCUCUCUGGUGUUGCACAGCAAGUGGCUGACUCUGGAAGUCUUGAAUGUCAGAUUCUGAAGCAUUUUUUUUUUUUGUGUUUUUUUUAUACCGUUUAUUUUCACACACUCCCAUCUGCCAAUAUGUAUAGAUUUAGAAACAGUUUUUUUUUUCUUACUUACAGAUGAUUUAUAAGUUUGGUUAGAGGUCUGGAUUUAUCUCUUUUAAUUUCACUCAAAGCCCUCCUCAAGUUUUUUUUUUUGACUUGGGGGGGGGGGGGGGGGGGGGCUCAACAUCCUGACCUCAGUAAAAAAAAAAAUAAUAAUAGAGGAGCCUCGGUGCUUGUUAUGCAGCGUCCCACCUCACUGUGCUGUUGCCAUACUGUGUCUAGACAUAGGUUUCUACCAGGAAAAUGCUGUUAGGACUAUUUUACAUUUAAAUACAUUCAUGAAUUCUACACACAGAAAUUUACUUCUUAUGUCAUUGUUGUGUUUUUCCAUUCAAAAAUAUUUUUUUUUGCUACUUUUGUAUCCCAGAGAAGAGACUAUAUUUUAUCUCUGUUAGAAUGUGUGUCCAAGUUUAUAACCAAAAUGAGAGCAACAAUAACAAUAUAUAUGAUUCAAUAAGAGAUUUACCUAUAGGUCUACACUACACUGCACUUUGUUCCACAACAGAUCCCCUACAACAAGGUCUAUUGUCCGUCGACUGGAGUUUAUACGUGUUCACUCUUCCUCACAAGUUAUUUUUCUAAGAAUGUAGUGGGUGAGAUUAAAAAAAAAAAAAAAAAGUGACCAAAUAACUUGACUAGGAAUGGACUGUCUGUCUGUUAAGAGGUUUAAAUCGCACCAGCCUUCUACUGCUGAUCAGAAUGUCAAACUGCUUUUUUUCAUCAGCAGGACAGCAGGUGCUCAUCCCGUCAUUCCCUGAGCUUGGCAGAGGAGGCAAAUAUUGACUUUUGUGCUCCGAGCAGCACGUUUCAUAUCAUACCUUCAGUACAGCACUGUUUGUAUUACUAAACAGGUUUCAAGAAUUUUACUUCUUUUUUUUUUUGUUUUUUGUUUUGUUUUUUGGAUACAUUUUAAAAGUUCACCUUCACUUUUGGCCAGCCUGUCUGUAGCAAAUGAAGGCAAAGCACUGUAUUGUCAUUUUGCUUGUAUUAAAGAAAGAGUGAAAACACU
Molecule: messenger RNA, 6768 nt
Organism: Labrus mixtus (cuckoo wrasse)
Lineage: Eukaryota; Metazoa; Chordata; Actinopteri; Labriformes; Labridae
Product: phospholipid-transporting ATPase IH-like
Exons: 30
Coding region: 454-4065 (1203 amino acids)
Biological process (GO): phospholipid translocation
Cellular component (GO): endoplasmic reticulum; trans-Golgi network; plasma membrane
Molecular function (GO): ATP binding; ATPase-coupled intramembrane lipid carrier activity; magnesium ion binding
Source: RefSeq, a predicted model, not a curated record